AUGGCCAAGUCAUCUGCUGCUGCUGUGAAAUCCUCGAAGAAGGCCGCCGCGUCCUCGAAGAAGGCUGCCGCUUCGUCGUCGAGCGACUCGAGCUCGUCGAGUUCUUCCAGUUCCUCUGAGUCUAGUUCCUCUGACUCCAGCUCUUCCGAGUCCAGCUCAGACGAGGAGGUCGAGGAGACCAAGGCUGCUGAGUCUGGUUCCGACUCCGACUCGUCCUCUGACGAGAGCGAGAGUGACAGUGACGACAAGAAGAAGCCUGCUGCUAAGAAGGAUUCGUCCGACUCUGAAUCCGACUCUGACUCUGAGUCUGGAUCCGACUCAGACUCUGACUCCGCAUCCGCUUCUUCUUCGUCUUCUGACUCUAACGACCAGGAACGUAAAGCCUCUGACGAUGAAGAGGAGGAAGCCGAGGUCGAGACCAAGAAGUCCAAAACCCAGGAACCUGCUACGUUGUUCGUUGGCCGUCUGUCCUGGUCCGUUGACGACGAGUGGUUGAAGAACGAGUUCGCCCCAAUUGGCGGUGUCGUCAGUGCGCGUGUCAUCAUGGAGCGUGGUACAGACCGUUCUCGGGGGUACGGGUACGUCGACUUCGAGGACAUCUCGUACGCUGAGAAGGCUCUAAAGGAGAUGCAAGGUAAAGAGAUCGAUGGGAGACCUAUCAACGUCGACAUGUCGACCUCGAAACCUGCCGGUGGUGCCAGCAACGACCGUGCCAAGAAAUUCGGCGACGUCCCCUCAGAACCAUCAGACACGCUUUUCUUGGGUAACUUGUCCUUCGACGCGGACAGGGACAACCUGUACGAGAUCUUCGGCAAGUUCGGUGAGAUCAUCUCCGUCAGAAUCCCAACGCACCCAGAGACGGAGCAGCCAAAGGGGUUCGGGUACGUUCAGUACACGAACACCGAGGACGCCAAGAAAGCCCUUGACGCGCUUCAAGGUGAGAGCAUCAACGACAGACCCGUCAGACUAGACUUCUCCACACCAAGACCUCAGAACGACCGUGGUGGGUUCCGCGGUGGUAACCGUGGUGGUAACGGCGGUGGGUUCCGCGGCGGUAACCGCGGUGGUAACCGUGGUGGUAGCUUCCGCGGCGGUAGCGACCGUGGCGGGUUCAGAUCCGGCUCUGGCGCCAACAACUCUCCAUUGGGCAAAGCCAGAAGCUCUGCACCAUUCCAGGGUCAGAAGAAGACCUUCGACUGA
Huiozyma naganishii CBS 8797 is the source of this 1200-nucleotide messenger RNA. It is a transcript of the gene NSR1, whose product is annotated as Nsr1p. The record is from RefSeq and is a predicted model, not a curated record. Gene Ontology annotation, molecular function: mRNA binding. Lineage: Eukaryota; Fungi; Ascomycota; Saccharomycetes; Saccharomycetales; Saccharomycetaceae. Gene Ontology annotation, cellular component: cytosol. The coding region runs from base 1 to 1200 and encodes 399 amino acids. The transcript has a single exon.